Molecule: messenger RNA, 1056 nt
Organism: Letharia lupina
Lineage: Eukaryota; Fungi; Ascomycota; Lecanoromycetes; Lecanorales; Parmeliaceae
Exons: 4
Coding region: 1-1056 (351 amino acids)
Source: RefSeq, a predicted model, not a curated record
AUGCCUAGCAACCCGCCUCAUAUGCACACGGAUGCCCACGAUAAUGUUCCUAGACAGCAGCAAUUUAAGCCAGCUGCAUGGGGAGGCGCCAGCACAGACGAUCCCAAGACAAAGACCAGUGAUUUCAAGGCAUGGGAGUCGAUGAGGACACCAAGAGGUGAGGAAGGCCCUAUUCCCUUUCAUAUACGGACGGUAUCGCAAAAGGCUGCUGGGCCACCCCCGGUCCCACCAGGACGUGAAACGAACGGCAAAGCAACCCACCUGCGGAAUUGGUCAAGUAGCGAUUCAACAGAUAUUCUUGCGAGCUUUUGCGCGGGGUUUGGCAUAGGGGACGACGAUGAUAUAUUCUCUCGAUCCUUGCCUCAGUCCACAUUAUGGAAAGAGAGAACCGUGGAUGAUAGUGGAAAUCGCGAUUCAGAUGGCUCUCUCGCGCCCUUGACGCCAUCGAACCCAAAUGACAUGAAGGCGCCCUCGGAUACCAGCGACAGCAGCAGCGAGUUUCAUUCCGAGACGACGGAAGAGACUUAUCCACCGCCAGGACCGAACCCCCUCCAAAGGAAACCUACAUCUGGAAUCUGCCAGGAUGGGGCAUAUGCAAUGGAACGGGACACGAUUCGAUUACGUCGAAAAAAGAGCUGUCGAACAUCGGAGCGUCCAUCUAUGGGUCCUGGUCGUAGUAGUGGGCUCUUUGGCGAAUAUGGGCCCCAUGACAAGACGGAAAAGGCCUUCAGACAUUCUCCGAAGACCUCUGAGGACGAUAAACCACACCAACAUUCGCCAAAUGAUCCACCUCCGCAUAUCGAAGGCGUAUCGAUCCGCUCCGACGCCAGCUCACCAAAAUACGAGGGUGCUUCGAGUCGGCAUCCACAAGGAAGCUCACCAUCAGACAAAAUCAAUGACCUAAUUCACCAAUUCAAAAUUGAAUACGAGCCGCAAUGCCCGGUGAAUGUUGAAGACGAAGUGCUCAGAUGUAAGAAGGAGCAGCUGAUCAAUGACGCACAAUCCGCGCUUGAGCAGCUAGAUUCGAUUAUGGGAGCUGCCAAUGGAGAUAUGUAA